Molecule: messenger RNA, 3244 nt
Organism: Phytophthora sojae
Lineage: Eukaryota; Oomycota; Peronosporomycetes; Peronosporales; Peronosporaceae
Exons: 6
Coding region: 1-3153 (1050 amino acids)
Biological process (GO): vesicle-mediated transport; protein targeting to vacuole; macroautophagy
Cellular component (GO): late endosome; HOPS complex
Molecular function (GO): protein binding
Source: RefSeq, a predicted model, not a curated record
AUGGAAAAUGCUCUGCUAUUGAUCGCGGCACCGGUGACCACCAUGUCGUCGUCGGCCACGCCCGAGAGCGCCAGCCAGGAGACCAAGCAGGAGGAGCCGACGGAGCCGCUGCUCAAGUACGAGCGCGUGGGCGGCCACUUCCACGCCAUCUUCAAGGACGACUCGCUCAGCUGCAUCGCGCUGCACGUCAACUUCGUGUGCGCCGGCACGUACGGGGGCAACGUGCUGCUGCUGGAGCUGGACGGCCGCUUCAUCCGCCGCCUGCACCAGCACUACAAGAAGGUGAACCAGGUGUGCAUCGAUGAGACGGGCCAGUUCAUCGCCUCCUGCUCGGACGACGGCACGGUGGCCGUCUACACGCUCUUCCCCUCUACGUCUGCAGGCGCUGGAGCUUCGGACAUCAGUGGACACAAGCACGCCAGCAACCAGGGCAAGGACGCGGCGGCGAGACAGAUCUCCGUGUCCAGCACAGGCGGAGAGGUCAACAUCUACAACUACUUCAGCGCCGUGUACGCCGUGCAGCUCGAGGACAGAUACGCGAUGAAGCGCGAGAAGAGCUUCGCGUGCGGUGGAGUGGGGGGUCAGCUGAUCAUCAACAAGAAGGGCUGGAUCAUUGACAAGGAGAGCACGGUGCAUGAAGGAGAGGGCCCCGUGCAGCUCAUCCGCUGGAAGGACGGGCUCGUGGCGUGGGCGAACGAUUGGGGCGUGAAGGUCUACGACUCGGACAAUGAUCAGCGCAUCACGUACAUUGAGCGGCCGCCCAAUUGCCCGCCGAUGGAGCUCUGUCGCUGCCAUCUCGAGUGGCAGAGCAACGAUGUGCUGCUGGUAGCAUGGGCGCAUACGCUGCGUGUGGUGACUUUCAAGAAGGGGCACUCAGGACAGCCAGGAUCGCCGACGUCGGCUGCCGCGUUGGAUGCAGUAGAGAAUUCAUCGGGAACUAUUACGGCGGAAGUGGUGGCGCUGCUUACGUUCGACUUUUUCGUUACAGGCAUCAGUCCGUGGGGUGGUGGCUCAGUCGUGUCGGUGCUGGCGUUUCGACCUCCGGGGUCUGGAUCGUCAUCUACAGGGCCAUCGAUGUCUCAAGGAAAGUCGACCAAGAUUGAAGGCGAAGGAGAGAGCGGCGAGAUGCCGUACCCUGAGGUUCACGUUGUGCGGUUGGAUGGUAAACAAGUUAGCGCGGACUUGCUGAAUCUCAAGGGCUACCAGCGCCUGCGUGCGUCGGAUUAUAUGAUGCCUACUUUGCGCUACGCGCACGCGCACCAGUCAAACCUGGAAUCGACCGACCCGUCUUCAAUUUACGAUGCAGGUUACGGUCAACUUGCCUACGUGUGCACCCCGAAAGACGUCGUCAUCUGCCGCCUGCGCGAUGCUGACGACCGCGUACAGUGGGCAUUGGCAAGGAAGCAGUAUGGCCGAGCACUUGACGUGGCUCUGCAUGACCCACGAGCUCUUCGGCGUGUGGUGCUCACUGAUGUUAUGGAAACUUACCUUGGCGACUUGUUGCGCCAGAAGAAGUUCCAAAAGACCGCAGAGGAGAUUCAUCGACUUUUCACCGGUGGAGGCGAGGAAUACGAGAAGCUGUGGGAGAAGUACGUAUAUGUGUUUGCCCAGCGUGGGCAACUGAGUGCGAUCGCGCGCUACAUGCCGACGGCAAGCCCGCGGUUACCGAAGGUGCAGUAUGAAAUGGUGUUGAAGCACUUCCUGGACUCAGAUCCGGGUCAGCUCCUUGAGCUCAUCCGGAAGUGGCCGAAGCCUAGGCGGCAGGAUACACCUGCAGUAAAGCAGCAGUCGGAAGGGGAUGUCGCACCUGAGUACACUGAGACGACGCAUGUGUUUGAGCCACUGUACGAUGCGCAGGCAUGGAUUAAUCAGCUAGAGACAGUUGUGCGUCGUCGACGUAUCGCCGAAGCGGACGCAGAUCGAUUGAGUGUGGAGACGAUGUACCUGAUGGAGGCUCUGGCGGAGUUGUACACAGCCACAGAGCAGUAUGACCACGCGCUGCGUAUUUACCUGAGUCAAGGCGAGUUUUGCUCCAACAAGGACUUCGCAUUCAAGCUGAUCACCGAGCACCAGCUGUGGUCUCUCGUUGCCAACAAGGUGGUGAACCUGAUGCGCAUUGACAAGGCGAUUGCAGUGCGUAUGUUGGUCAACCAGACAGAGCAGCUCAAGAUCACCGACAUUGUUGCCCAACUUGAGGGCGAACCGGAGCUGCUGCACACGUAUCUGCACGAGCUCGUCUUGCAUCGCUUGGGCGAGUACAAUUCGGAGAUUUAUUCGGCAUUACACGAGAAGCAGGUUGCACUGUAUGCUGAGUUUGCACCGGAAUUCCUGCUCAAGUUCCUGCAGACAAGCAACUUCGUGCCAUUGGAGAAGGCCUACAAGUACUGCAGCCACCACACGCCUCCUCUUUGGGAUACGAUGAUCUACAUCUUAGGUCGCAUGGGCCAACACAAGAAGGCGCUAGACCUUAUCUUGACGCAGCGUGGCGACAUCAACCAGGCGAUCCAGUUUGUGCAGGACCACGAUGAGGGCCUAUGGGACUACCUCAUCGAUCUCAGUCUUACCAGCAAGGACAACGUGGAGGAGCUGCUGAAGUUCGCCUCGCAGCACAAGAUCGACCCGAUCAAGCUGAUUCGCAAGAUUCCUGACGACAUGGAGAUUGAAAACCUCAAGCAGAAGCUGAUCGCGAUCAUCACGAAUUACCGAGUCCAGCAAAACCUUUGCAUCGGCUCGCGCAAGGUGUUUGACAACGACCGGGUGGAGCUGCUCCACCGUCAAGUCGCAGCGCACAAGCGCGGACGGCGCGUAGCAGCGAAGAAGGCGUGCGCAAUUUGCAGUGAGCUGCUGCGCGCGCCGUCAUCCGGCAUGGAAACGGUUCACGCGUGCGUGUUCGAAUGCGGCCACUGCUACCACCUGCCGUGUCUCGAAGAGAAGAUGCGCAUGUGGAAGAGCGCCGAGGCGGUUGAGUCAGGCGAUUUGAACCGCGCGCUGGGCUGCUUCGUCUGCGACCACAGCACGCGCGCGUACGCUCGUUCCGGUGAUUUCAACCAGCAGAUCGCAGCGCUGACCGCGGCGCCAGCUCGAGGGGUCACGGAGGGCCAACUGCAGCGCGCCAAGGACAACCUCCUCAACAUGGCGAGCGUCGCGGAGUAGGUAUGGGUGCGUACAGGUCAAGAGAGUACUGUACAGCGAGCAGCAGUUUGUGUGAAAGGGUCCUAGCACGUGGUCGGAUGCACGUUUAACG